Molecule: messenger RNA, 369 nt
Organism: Helobdella robusta
Lineage: Eukaryota; Metazoa; Annelida; Clitellata; Rhynchobdellida; Glossiphoniidae
Exons: 3
Coding region: 1-369 (122 amino acids)
Source: RefSeq, a predicted model, not a curated record
AUGGAAACUAAUAUAGUUGUGUUCAUUUAUCGGAAUCUGGAACCUACGGAUAAACAAACUCUUGACUAUCGUUGGAAGCUACAACACGGUGUUGGAGAUAAAGAGAUUAUUGAAGCUAUAACAUCGGUGUUGGUAGUUACGAGGUCGAGAAGGAGUUACAACACUUGUGUCAGAAGUGGGAUCUUCAAGGUUACAACACUGGUGUCAGAAAUGUUCGCGGAUAUGAAGGCUGAUACCGACCGUCGAGCUGAAAAGCAAUUUGUGGCAAUAAUGGCUUAUACCGACCGUCUAGCAGAAAAGCAGUUCGCGGAAUUGAAGGCUUAUGAAGACCGCCUAGCAGAAAAGCAAUCCGCUGAUGUUGACCGUUGA